Molecule: messenger RNA, 669 nt
Organism: Pocillopora verrucosa
Lineage: Eukaryota; Metazoa; Cnidaria; Anthozoa; Scleractinia; Pocilloporidae
Source: RefSeq, a predicted model, not a curated record
AUGGUUAAAGAUGCAGCAGAGCAUAUUGAAUAUGAACAUGAACGAACGCACCCAGGAAUUCAGUGUGGCAGACCUCGAUGUUUAACCAAGUUCCAAGAGUUUACUUUGACACUAGUGAGAUUAAGGCUUGGAUUGCUGGAAAAGGACCUUGCUCAUCGGUUUAGUGUCUCAAGACCCCUUGUAUCCAAAGUUUCAAGGGCCUGGACGAGAUUUCUGAGGGGACAGUUUGAGCCACUUAUUACUAUUCCACCCAGGGAAGUUCUCAAACUCUACAUGCCUGACAUUUUCAAAUCCUUCUAUCCAGACUGUGUCAUUAUUGUGGACUGUACAGAGUUUGAGAUGGAGAAACCUUCAGCACUUAAUUCUCAAUCUGCUUGCUACUCGUCAUACAAGUCUAGAACGACGAUGAAAGCCUUGCUUGGUAUAACACCCAGUGGUGCUUUAUGUUUUGUCAGUGAGCUAUUUCCUGGUUCAACUUCUGACAAGGAAAUAACAGUUCAAAGUGGACUGUUGGACAAGUUACAACCUUAUGAUCAAGUUAUGGCAGACAAAGGGUUCAACUGCACUGAUGAGCUUGCUUCUGUGGGAGCAGAACUGAUUAGACCAGCAUUUUUGGUUAAAGAUACACAAUUCUCAAAAGAAGAAACCAACCACAACAAGAUUGUUUGA